UGCCCACUCAAAGCGCAGCUAAUUGAUGAAGCUGCGAACACUGACAUCAAUGUCUCCAUGUCAUUGAUAUACGGGCACAGUUCGGGGCUCGCGGCCGCGAGACCAGCUAUUAUCCGAAGAUGCCUCAAACUGGCUUCGGCCAAUGUCCGACAAGGUGUCGCAAUUGACUGUUCAUCGACUUUUCCGCGGGCAUUUAGCUCCAUCUCGAGAAGAGCAGAGCAAUCAAGCGCCCCAACACACUCUGCUCCCAUCGCCAUUUCUUGGCUCACGAAGACGCCACACGAGGUGACACAAGAUGAAGUCCUCCGUCACCUUCCCCCGGUACCUUCCCCCGACAAAACAGACAGAGUCCCUAUCCUCCUGGUCACACCAGCAUUUGCUCCGUGGAUUGAACGAGGAAAUACGUUCCUCGAUGAACUCAUGAACAAGCUGUUCACAGACAAGUCAGAUAAUCUACGACGGAGUCCUCGUCACGCAGUUGCAGCAAUUGUAGAUAAACUACCUGACCCGCGCGACGAAGUCGCCGACCUGCUAGGGUCAGAAGGUCUAUCACUAUUGCUAGCCCAGACUGAAGACGUAGCAGGGAAGGCCGCCAGAGCCUCCCGACUGAAGAGCACGGACAAGGAUGAACCUUCUUUCAUAUAUUCUGUGAAGCCCACACGCUCAGCCACUGCAUCAUAUGAAGUUGGUUUGCGCUUAGCAAACACUAUAUUCCUCAAUGGGAAGGAUAGGACUAUGUUCGGGAUGCGCUGGGAAUACAAGUCCGAUCACGGGAGGUUCUGUCUAAGUCAGAGUAGUGAUCUCUCUAACUGCACAGUCACAUCUGCGGGGGAGCGCAUCCAGACCUCCUUGGGCGUUUCGCUUUCCCCGGUGGGCCAACGUCGAAAGGUCAUGUCUAGUCUGGGGAAUAUCCUCCGUCAAGUGUCGAAGUCAACGGAUGGAAAGUCGAAUGACGCAAUGCCAGCGUCGUCUGAAUUGGAGAAAGAGCUUCCAAGGUAUGUAGAGGAACAUGCACUCGACCAGAGGGUUUCUGUAUGGGCGUUGGUCGAAAAUCCAGACCGUGUUCUAUCGACUAACGUGUUCGAUUCGAACCAUGUCCUGAAUGCCAUCUCCAAUGGCAGCAAGCUUCAUCGGGUGAUGAGCGGCGGUGGAGGAUGGGGGAAGAAGCAAGGUUUACUCUCUUUGGACCCUGAAACCACGUUUGCCGAUACUACACCGUACGGCGGCUUAUUUCCUAUCGAUGAGCUGCUUGGUUAUGGAGACGCAGACUCACUGUCGGAAAAGUUGCAAGGCUUUCCAAAGUCGUUCGAAAAGCUUGCCUACGGAGAUGACCUGUCCGCUCUUUCCCAGGUCGCAAGUGAGGGCGAUUUUAUCCAGUUUUACGCUUCAAUGGCCCCGAAAGCUCGAAAGGACAGCGCCUCUGGAGAUUUUAGUAACUCCGGGGAAGGGACUUGCUGUCGCUUUGGCGUUAUCCCACCUGCGGAGACAGCAGAGGCAAUUGCUGACACCAGCGAUGGACACUCGAAAGACAUUGUCAUGCUGCCCAACUAUUUUGGCGCACUGACUGAGAAAGCCAUCACCUAUUCCCAACCUAUUGGCGGUGAGAAGCCGCUGAACAACUCUGGUCAGAAUCGCACCAAGUUGGAUAUUCCAGGCUGCCGAGUGCAACUUCUAAUUGUAUAGACUACGGGGGAAUGAAGAAAUGUGGAGUUUGGGGUAUCAAUGUACAGUACAUAUUGUUUACGAGAGUGGAAAAAGGCUGUCUCUUAGCUGAUUAGCAUAGACAGUAUGGGUGCCUUGCCUCGGUAGAUCUCUGCCGCCAUAUAAGGAAAAAAAAGAAUCAUAAAAUAUGACCAGUGAACAUCACUAGAGGACAACCAAAUGAUAAAUGCUUGAAAUAAGAAACUGUAUCGUUGUCAUGAGAGAUGAAUUGCUGUUGGAGCGGUAGAUAUGGCAUCGAUGUUGACGUGCCGGGAAGCUGACGCCGCUGAUCGGUCGCGCCAAGCCCACG
This is a messenger RNA of Paecilomyces variotii, 2011 nucleotides long. RefSeq lists its product as hypothetical. Bases 58 to 1683 code for a protein of 541 amino acids. The record is from RefSeq and is a predicted model, not a curated record. Lineage: Eukaryota; Fungi; Ascomycota; Eurotiomycetes; Eurotiales; Thermoascaceae. The transcript has 2 exons.